AUGUCCGGAGUUUCUUGUAAGAGUACUUCUGCUUUGUGUGGCAGUCAGUCAAUCAAGACAGACAGACAGACAGACAGACAGAGAGACAAGACACCCCUUCUGCUCCUCUCCCCCGUAAUCCUAGUGACGCCCAGACGAAUCUUACCGACCCCAACAAUACCUGAGAUGCUCUUGGUUGGUGUGGAGAGCCAGGCGAGGGUGUGUUACUUCGGUCUUCCACCGGAACCGGAUCCUGAAAAUCCGGAUCACUGGAUGAAGAUAGUCUUGCAAGAGAUACGGAAGCGUUGCCCGGGAAGGAGGGAACCUACCGCAGCUGUCAUAGCUGAGUGCCCGAGUCCAGAGCCCCUCGGUAUGGAGGACGGGACAAUCCCUGAUGAUCGCAUCACGGCGUCCUAUAGUUCUUCAGGCUACCCUGCCACUGACGCACGUCUCAACGACAAUAAUGUGUGGUCACCAACGUCCAGCUACGCCAAUUCCUGGAUCGAGGUGGACCUCGUUGAGAGUACAGUGGUGUCUGGUAUCAUAACGCAAGGCUUGGCCGGGUGGUAUGUGACGCACUACACAGCGGCGUAUCAGAAGCAGCCCUCAUCCCUGUAUGAUCGCGUGACUGAUGGAAACGGAAUCAUCAAGGUGUUCAUCGGCAACACUAAUGGCAAUACUCCGGUCACUAACCUGUUUGAUGAGAGUGUGGUGGCGACGGUAGUGCGCAUCGAGCCUACUGAAUGGGUUUCUGGCGUUGCUCUGCGCUUCGAGUUGCUUGGAUGUCGCCGGAAUUCAUCCAGCUGA
Molecule: messenger RNA, 786 nt
Organism: Patiria miniata (bat star)
Lineage: Eukaryota; Metazoa; Echinodermata; Asteroidea; Valvatida; Asterinidae
Product: lactadherin-like
Exons: 5
Coding region: 1-786 (261 amino acids)
Source: RefSeq, a predicted model, not a curated record